CCGGAUAAUGCAAAUAAUAUUAUAAGUUUUUGGGAUGGCUGUACAUCAACAGGGUCAAAAAAUGGAUGACAUGACAAGGAUUCUCCCAUCCAAUUGUUCGAAAGUGUUUAUUCAAAGGGAUUUCUCAGAUGGAACUGCUGUCAAGUUUCAGACCAAAUUUCCCACUGAGCUUGAAGGAAAGAUUGAGAAUGAUCAUUUUGUACGGACCAUCAGUUCCUUGAAUACCAUGUUUGCGGAGGCUGAGUCACUAAAUAGUCGUAAUUACUGUGAGAGCUGCUUUGCUUGCCUGACAGCAUACCUCAGUUACCUCUGCUUAGACACACAUUAUGAAAAAGUAUUGAAAAAGGUUGGAAAGUACAUAGCAGAACAGAACCAGACAGUAUAUGUCCCUCGAGGUCUUAUGUUGGUGGAUCCAGUGGAGCGGGGUUUGAGAACUCUUGAAAUUUGCAUAUUAAAUGAAACAAAUGGAAGAUGAUGGCAAUGCAAUAUCAAGACAAGAGAAGAGAGAAAAUGAAAGUGAUACAUGUACAGUUGCUAUCUAAUUCCAUCAUAUCAUGGUUUCGUGCUUGAUGUUGUGAACAACGCUCCAUAAAAUUACUUCCAAGAUUUUUCAAUAUCUAUACAUGUACUUGGUUCCAUCAGAUUCCUACACAAUUAAUUUGUGCAACUUGUUCACUUAACAUUAUAAUUUUGUGCUGUCCACCUAGGACAUCUCACAGUUUGGUUUAGAGAACUGAUUCAGAGCAGCCUGUUGACCAUGAUAUCACUGUGAUUUGAUGUAAACUUGAUUAGAAACAUUCCAUGAUUUAAGAAAAGAGUGGUAAUUUUUCUUUCACUCUGGCUUCUCUCUGUGUUGCAUUUCUUUACUAGCAUCAUCUAUCUCCAACAGAACUUCUAACUGUGUUGUAACUGGAAGAUGCAAUCUUCAUCUAGUGAGGAUAAAACUUCAAACUGUGUUAUAAUUGGAAGAUGCUAUCUUUAUCUAGCAAGGAUAAAACCUAGAGCUGUGUUAUAAUUGGAAGAUGGAGAAAUUCUCUUUUACUCUGACAAACUCCCGUACAUUCAUUAUCUGUGAAAUUUUGAUGAUCUAUUUCUGAUAUAUAUGUAUUUAAGUUUUGAUGUACAAUGUAUUAUAUCACAAUGCUAAUUUUUCAACAAUAACGAAGUAGAUGAUUUCACCCUCGUUUAAACUAUAUUACAUGUACAAUUCCCGUAGUGUCUUCACCAUUAUUUGAUAUGAGAGUGGCAUUGCAAAUCAUAUUUAGAGUCUUCUCUGGUUGUUUGUUUAUUGUGUUGCCAGUCUCCUGUUGUCACAAAAACUGACAUUUCUUGCAACAAGUACAUUACAAGUAAUCUUUUCACUUUAAUCCCUGUAAUAUAAUCUAGAAAAGUGGCUUACUGCUACAUUGCCUAGAAACCUUAUAAAAUUAUCAAAUAUAUUAGGGUAAGAUUUUUAAGGAAUUCAAAAAGCAGUCCCCUGAAAUAUCACACCUGUAUCCUGUAUUUCUUAUGCUCUACACAUGCUUACAGAUUUAAAUUACCUGUAUUCUUAUAUUCCUUUAGAUGUAUACAGUUAGCAUAAUAGCCAAGUGAGUCAAUGCAUUUCUUCAUCCUUGAUGUAUAAGUAUUUUUUUGUUUGAAAUAAUCUAUUAGAAAGGUAAAUGCAAUAAAUACAUGUUAGUGCAAUUUUUAGAAAUGUUAAAAAUGUUAAAUAAUCAAAUUUCUAAAGAUGAAAUAAAAGUAUCAUUCCAUCUGUAAUAUACCAGUUAACACAAUGUGUUGAACAUUUUAAUCAUCAUAUUUGUGUUUUUCAUGAUUAUUCUAUUGUGCUAGUUUGAAUAUAAAAAGCUAACUAAGUAAAGAAAAAUCACAUUUGAAUUGAGUAAGUUAUCAUUGUGGCUAGAACCCAGAUGUUUCUCUCAUGAAAUGUUUUAGAGCUCAUUGAUGAUAAAAAUCAUUUUUAUAAUUGAACAAAAAAUAUUUAUAUUCACUCAUAAAAACUUUAUGGCUGUAUGUGUUGUCUGAUAGCUUUUAUUGUUGUAUUUAUGAUAAACAUAUAUUUUUACUUUUGUUGAAUGAUCAUGUCAACUUUGAAGGUGAAAUUUUAAUUCUGCAAAUAGUUUUACAUGGUUGAAAUGUGAUGUGUUGACCAUCAGUAGCAUAUAUAUAUAGAUAUGUUGAAGUGAGAUCAUUGCUCCCCAGUUGUGUAAUGCACUUGAGUCAUAACCUUGAUGUCUAAAACUCCCUAAUAUCUCUACUUGUCAGUCAGGCUUUGUUCAUGAUAUCAAGGCUAAUUUGACCCCCCCCCCCCCCCCCCAAAAAAAAUAAUUAUAACAUUGACAAGUUUAAGAAAAGGGUGGAGCUUUUAAUAAACAAAUGCCAAGAAGUUGAGAAAAGUUCUAAUGGAUGAUUGAAGAGAAAUCCAUGUUGUUGUUGUUUUUCGGGGGGGGGGGGGGGGGGGGGGGGUGUUGAAAUCUCCUUAAACUGAACUAUUUAAACUUGGAUUAUGAUUUGUAUUAUGACAUGCAGUGUUUUAGUACAUUUCAUAGGAAGGUCAGUGGAUGAUUUAAUGGUCUUCAAUUACUCAAACGCCAUUGUGAACCGUAAUGAAGGGAUUGUUUAAAGUUGUCUGAAAACACCUGGCAAGGUUUUUUAUGUGUUUUACAAUAUCUUUUCAAAUCAUUUCUAAUAUUUCAAAAUUUCAUUGUCAUUUAUUGCUUUGUGUAUGUAUACAUGUGUUGAUAUAUAUCUCAUUUCACUUAGAAUGAUUAACAUUGUUCAACGUAGUUUUGAUUGAACAUUUAAAACAUACAUUUUCAAUUAAGUAGCGGAAUAGCAAUAUGAUAGAAAUUUAUUAUAUAAUGAAAGUUUAAUGUACAACAGUAAAAUGUUAAUUUUGUGAUCUUUGUAACCAUUUAAAGAAGCUCAACAAAAACGAAAAAUUAUUUUAAGAGUGCAUAUAUUUAGUUAAUGCUUCAGUAUUCUUGGAAUGAUAAUACAGUAUUUAUUACACUGUGUCUUGUAGUUCCUUGAUAAAUAAACCUGUCAUCUUUGCUUA
Molecule: messenger RNA, 3058 nt
Organism: Saccostrea echinata
Lineage: Eukaryota; Metazoa; Mollusca; Bivalvia; Ostreida; Ostreidae
Product: golgin subfamily A member 7-like
Exons: 5
Coding region: 35-475 (146 amino acids)
Biological process (GO): protein targeting to membrane; peptidyl-L-cysteine S-palmitoylation
Cellular component (GO): palmitoyltransferase complex
Source: RefSeq, a predicted model, not a curated record